Molecule: messenger RNA, 1294 nt
Organism: Paraphaeosphaeria sporulosa
Lineage: Eukaryota; Fungi; Ascomycota; Dothideomycetes; Pleosporales; Didymosphaeriaceae
Exons: 4
Coding region: 206-1279 (357 amino acids)
Source: RefSeq, a predicted model, not a curated record
ACUUGACCCCAGUCAAAUUGUCGCUUCCGCGUUUAUUGCCCUGGAAAUAUGCAUCUGAAAGGCCUGCUAGUGCCCGCACGCCGGCCGCGAUUGCUCGUCUGAGCCCUAUUUGAACGUUGCUGACCCGCCGGCUUUGCUCCCUUGACGGCAUCUCGAUCUCUAACCUCUAUUCUUUGCAUUGUCUAAUUGCUAGGCGGUACUCACUAUGUCGAACAAACCAAUCUUUUGCGCCACCCAUCCGAGAGCUUGCUCUACGGCCUUUGAGCGCGUGUUCAUGACCCGUCGGGAUACGCUUCAAACUGUUCAUGAGCCCUUCGGCGACGCCUUCUACUUCGGCCCCGAGAGGCUUCACGAUCGCUAUGAAAAUGACCCCGAAGAGAGGAAGACCAGUGGUUUCGGCGACAGCACCUACCGGACUAUCUUCGAUAACAUUGCACGCGAUGGCGCCGAGGGUAAACGCGUCUUCAUCAAGGACAUGGCUUACUACUGGAUGCCGCCUGACAACAAACCUCCAAGGAUUGCACCUUCUCUUAAUAACUACAAACCCGGAGUCGGAACGAACACUACCGAGCUCUCGCCUGUUACGACGAGGACCGAGAAAGAUGCACCGCCGUACCCUUACCCGACCGAAGGCGAGCCUGGCAACCCCACCGUCCUGCCCAAGGCUCUGUUGUCUCAGUUCCACUUCACCUUCCUGAUCCGGCAUCCAAAGCACAGCAUUCCAAGCUACCAACGCUGCACUACAGCGCCGCUAGACGACAUAACAGGUUGGAACUACGUCGACACCAAUGAAGCGGGUUAUGCUGAACUCCGUCGCCUCUUCGACUAUUUGCGCAAGGAAGGUCUUGUUGGGCCACGUGUCGCUGGACAGAGCACAAAUGGCACAGAUGGCGAGGACGGGAAAGACUCUGGCAUUGAGAUAUGUGUCCUCGACGCAGAUGAUGUCCUUGAUAACCCUUCGGCAAUGAUCGAGGCUUACUGCAAGAGUACCGGAAUCAAGUACGAACCGGAAAUGCUCAAAUGGGAAGAAGAGUACCACCAGAAGUAUGCCAAGGAGGUGUUCGAGAAAUGGAGGGGUUGGCAUGAGGAUGCCAUCAACAGCUCAGAGCUCAAGGCCAGGACGCACAAGAAAACGCCGAAGACUGACGCGCAGCUGUAUGCCGAAUGGAAAGAGAAGUACGGCGAAAAGGCCGCCACUUGGAUCAGAGACACUGUGAAGAAGAACGAGGCGGACUACGACUACUUGAAGCAAUUUGCUAUCAAGCCAGUGUCAAAUUAGUUGCGUGCUUCGCUA